AUGGCGAGAGCGAGGAGCCGGAGCCGGAGCCGGAGCAGAAGCUAUAGCCCCCGUCCUCGUCGCCGGUCGCCACCGCGCGAGCGCAAAAGCUGCGACGAUAAUCGCCACCGUGAUCGCCCUUCUUCUCGCGACCAUGAAUCCUCUGAUCCUUCUGGUUUGCUCAUCCGCAAUCUCCCUCUCGAUGCUAGGCCGAACGAUCUAAGGGACUCGUUUGAGCGGUUUGGACCACUCAAGGACAUAUACCUGCCGAGGAAUUAUUAUACUGGGGAGCCAAGAGGGUUUGGAUUUGUUAAGUACCGUUAUGCUGAAGAUGCAGCUGAGGCGAUGAAGCGAAUGAAUCACAAAGUUAUUGGUGGGCGUGAGAUAACCAUUGUUUUCGCUGAGGAGAAUCGGAAAACUCCACAAGAAAUGCGUACAACUAACCGUACAAGUGGUCGAUAUGGGGAGUACAAGAGGACUUCACACAGAUCACCAAGGCGCAGAUACCGUUCUCAUCCACGUUCAAUUUCCCCUGCACGGCGAGAACCAAGGCACAGGCGUAGUAAAGUAAGAGAGGAUGAUUCGUACUCUCCUCGAAGGUCAAGAUCUGUUUCCCGUUCCCCUUUGCCACAAAAUGAGAAGGAAUACAAAUCUAGCUCUGCGUCUCGUAGCCCGAGGAGAAACAGUAGAAGAAGUCCUAGAGAGGAGAGGGCGCUUACUCCAAUCAAGUCUCAAAGUCUGUCAAGGUCACGUUCUCGGUCCAUCAGGUAA
Messenger RNA from Arabis nemorensis, 750 nucleotides. Lineage: Eukaryota; Viridiplantae; Streptophyta; Magnoliopsida; Brassicales; Brassicaceae. The record is from the annotation of a GenBank genome assembly.